Molecule: messenger RNA, 5336 nt
Organism: Hypomesus transpacificus
Lineage: Eukaryota; Metazoa; Chordata; Actinopteri; Osmeriformes; Osmeridae
Gene: c4b
Product: complement 4B (Chido blood group)
Exons: 41
Coding region: 42-5204 (1720 amino acids)
Biological process (GO): complement activation
Cellular component (GO): extracellular region
Molecular function (GO): protein binding; endopeptidase inhibitor activity
Source: RefSeq, a predicted model, not a curated record
AGAGGGGGUUCAUUCUGUGCACAGCCCUCCAAACAGGGAACAUGGGCUCUCCCAUCUGUCUACUGGUGUUCCUCGUCUUAGCUGUGGAACCAGCACAAGCAAUAGAAAGCUUCUUCGUCUCAGCUCCCAAUGUGUUCCAUAUUGGAGUUAAGGAGCAAGUUCUGAUCCAUGUGGGGGAAACCCUCCUCAAUAAACGUGUAACUGUUUACCUGGAAGCCGAGAUAGGAGAGAUUCUGAUCUCAGAGAGGAUCGGCACAAUUUGUUCUGAAGUGGGGCAGUUUCAAACAGUGGAACUAGAGAUAGACAAGGAGAAGAUGUCAAAACUCAAAUUCCACCACGGUCAACCCUAUCUCUUACUGGUCAGUGAGAUUGACUCGGUGAAAGGUAGACAGUCGACAAGGGUCCUAGUCUCCAAACACCAAGGCUACAUUUUCAUUCAGACAGAUCAGCCCAUCUACAAUCCUAAUCAGAUAGUGAAAUACAGGGUGUUUACCUUAGACCACUCGAUGAGACCUGUAAAUGGCAUUUUUCAGUUGUCCGUUUUUAACGCAGCGGGAAACAGAAUAAAGACGGACCUCCUUAAAGCAACCUCUGGAAUUUUCAGCAGUUCAAUGAACAUUCCUGAUGUGUCUAAAAUGGGUACAUGGAGGAUAGUGGCCCACUAUCAAGACGAUGAAAAGGAAGCUGCCAUACGAGAGUUCAGAGUCCAGAAAUUUGUGAUGCCCAGCUUUGAGGUGACUAUCCUUCCUGAACAAAAUUAUCUCCUGGUGAACCAAGACCUCCCCUUCACCAUCCAAGCCAUGUACUCUAAUGGGGAAACUAUAAAAGGAGCUUUCCACUGUCGAGUGGGAGUAAGGACAGUCAACCAGGGGUCAGAGGGUGAGAAGGAAACAACUCUGUUCAUAAGGGGACUAGAGCUUACUGGAACGAUCUUUGAUAAUGGACUAGGUGCUACGGAGCUGAAAGUAUCCCGCCUAGAUGAACUCCUACAAAACAAUAUGAAUACAAGCCUGUCUGACCUGGACCAAAGUGGGGCCAAGCUUCACAUUGCUGCUUCUGUCACCGACAUCACCAGUGGUGAGCUUCAGGAAGCAGAGGUCUUCCUUCCGGUGGUUUCUCAGGUUUACUACGUGGAUCUGUCCCGCACACGUUCCUAUUUCAUCCCCGGUUUCCCUCUCUAUGUGUCGGUGGUUGUCAGCCUUCCGGAUGGCUCCCCAGCAGAAAAAGUGAAAGUAGCAAUUCAAAGAGAAGGGCUCCAGAUGGCACCCAACCAUGUUAAAACCAACCAGCAGGGGGUAGCAGUGAGCACAUUAGCUGUCCCAGCUGAGGCUGACCAAAUAACUGUCCAGGUGACAGUAGAGGGCCAUCAAGAGCGUAAAAUUAUCACACGUGUCUCAUCUCCUAGUAACAGCUAUCUGUACAUGAGUGUGGAUCACACCGUUUUUUCGGUGGAAGAAAACUUUGAUAUUACAUUCCAUGCCAAUGCCAAACCCAAAGAUGGAUACAUUUACUACAUGGUUUUAAGCCGAGGAGUUCUAAUUCUGCAAAGAUCUGUCAGAGCGAGACUUGUUACAGCCAGCACCUUCCAAAUUACGCACGCUAUGAUUCCAUCCUUCCGUCUGAUUGGCUUCUACUACCUCCAGAACGGUGACAUCAUCGCUGACUCUGUGUGGGUGGAUGUCGAGGAUGUGUGUGAGGCCAAGCUCAAGAUCUCAAGUCCAACACCUGGUCCAUAUUUACCAGGGUCCCUGGCCAAGGUCACAAUAGAUUUGGAAGGCCAGAAGGGUAAAGUCGCACUGAUGGCUGUGGACAAAGCCAUCUACGCUCUCAAUGUCCAGAACAAACUCACUGCCAAACAGGUUUUCUCCUCUAUGCAGUCCUAUGACCUGGGCUGUUCCUAUGGCGGAGGGCAAGACAUGGCCUCUGUUUUCAACGAUGCUGGUCUCUCCUUCAUCUCCGCCUCAACUAAGAAGUCGAUGACAUCCCAAAACAGACAGGGUUUGGGCUGUCACAAUCACUUCAGGAGACGCAGGCGCUCCCUGAAUCUACAACUGGAGAUGAUGACCCUAAAAUCAAAGUAUACAGAUGGGGCGCUGCAAGAGUGCUGUGUCCGUGGUCUCACCCUGAUCCCAAUGAGGAGGACGUGCGAAGAAAGGGCAAAGAGAGUGUCACUGACCGUGAAAGACCCAAACUGCACCCAGGCCUUCAAAGAUUGCUGCCUUCAGGGGGAAAAGCUAAGAGACACAAAAAAGAAGGAGGACGCUAUCAAAGGCCAUGGAAGGACGGCCAGUGAAACUGACAUUGAGGAAUUCUUCUUUGAUGCCUCCCUUCAAAACAUUCGGAGAUCUUUCCCUCCAAGUUUUGCUUUCACAGUGAUUGAGGUGGAUGGUAAAAAAGAUCACACACUAUCUCUGCAUGACUCCAUAACCACCUGGGAGAUUCAGGCUGUCAGUUUAUCAAAAACUCAUGGUUUUUGUGUGGCAGAGCCUUUGCAGAUGACCGUGUUCAAGAAUCUGUUUGUAUCCCUGAGACUACCGUACUCAGUGAAGCAGUAUGAGCAGCUGUCCAUUGUUCCUGUCAUACACAACUAUGGGAAAAACCCUGCAGAGCUUGCAAUCCAUAUGGUGCCGACUGAAGGGCUCUGUUCUCCUGGAUCAGCCUCCGCAUCUACCUAUGUCAACAUCACUGUGGCGCAACAAUCGUCCAAAUCGGUCCCUUUCUCUGCCGUACCCAUGACAAUCGGCACCAUACCCAUCACGAUACGCAUCUACGACAGAAACAACGAUCUUGGCGUGGAUGCAAUUGAAAAGCUUCUGAAUGUUAGGACAGAGGGAAUAGAGGAGUGGACAGAGGAAACUCAUGUUCUUGAUCUGAAAGGGAGGAGUGAUGAGUUUUUCACUAUUGAUGGACAAAUACCAGACAACAGCGUCCCUGGCUCCAGCACCAACAUAUUCGUCACCCUAGAAGGGGAGGGGUUUGGCCAGACCACAGCCAAAAACCUGCUGUCUCCUAAAGGGGUUAAAAGCUUGCUCAAACUCCCUUAUGGCUGUGCAGAGCAGACUAUGGCGGUAUUGGCUCCCCUGGCCCUGGCCUUGCGCUACUUGGACCUGUCCCAGCGCUGGUUUGAGCUUCCUGCAGGAACCAGAGAUACUGCCCUCCAAAACACCGAAAGUGGCUACAUGAGGAUUCUGACAUUUAAAAAGAAUGAUGGAUCUUACGGAGCCUGGAUUAAUACUCCAUCCAGUUACUGGCUGACUGGCCUGGUUGUGAAGGUGCUGUCACUGGUGGCUGAGCGCCAAGCAUUAGUCAGCCAGGAGAGGGGAAGGAUUGCCCGGGUUGUGUCUUAUGAUGACAUCACGGUUUCGGUUCAAUACCUCCUCUCAAAACAGAAUGAUGAUGGCUCAUUUAUUGAUCUCAAUCCAGUCUACCACAGAGAAAUGCAGGGAGGUGUCGGAGGCUUAGAAGGAGAAGUAUCCAUGACUGCUUUCAUAACUCUUGCCCUCAAUCGUUCCCUCGCCUUCUUACCCGAGAAAGAGAUGAACGAUGCGAAAGACAGUAUCGUCAAAUCCACGAGCUACCUCCGGUCCCGUCUCGAUGGGCUGGAGAGGCCCUACGCUGUGGCCAUCACUGCCUACUGUCUGGCAGUCUGCUUACCAGACCGCACACAGGCACAACCAGCCUGGAAAAAACUCCAAGGAUUGGCCACAGAAGAUACGAAAGGCUGCCAAGUUUGGAGGGCCAAUGCAGAACUGGUGAGCCAAGAAAAAAGAACUAGGAUACCUGUCACAGAGGCCAUUACCGUGGAAACAACAGCCUAUGCCCUCCUGACAGCAGUAGCUCACAAAGACUCAGAGUGGGCCAAAUCUGCCGCUUGCUGGUUAACCACCCAGGAGAACUAUGGAGGAGGUUUCAAAUCAACUCAGGAUACUAUAGUGGCACUGGAGGCUCUUUCAGAGUAUGCUUUGGACAUGCCCCCGCCCCCCGUCACAGAAGUGGAUGCCUCGUUCACUGUUAAAGGGAAGACCACAAAACUGGAGCUUUCACUCGGAAAUAAGGCUGACAGAGUGGAAACCGAGCUAAAGCCACUGAUGGGGAAGAAUAUUGAUGUAGUUGUGAAAGGACAAGGGAAGGCCAAGAUGAAGGUUUUAAAGGCUUACCAUCUCAUAGAUCCCAGGGAUGACUGUCAAGAUCUGAAGAUAGAGGUCACAAUCGUCAAAGGAAAAGUGGUGUACACAGACAAGGUUCCUGAUUAUGACUACGGAGAGGACUAUGGAGAGGAGGAGAGGAGGGAGGACUUCCCCUCAUCAUCUAUCGAGUGGUUUGAUGCCCGCACCAGACACAAGAGAGAUACCGCGCAGAGCAUUGAAAACGAAGUCCUCUACGAAGUAUGUGUCAGUUACAGCCUGAGCAGGAACUUGUCAGGAAUGGCCAUCGCAGACAUCACACUGCUCAGUGGCUUCGAGGUGCAGACUGACGACCUGGAGAAGCUGAAGGAAAAGCCAGAGGAGUACAUAUCGCACUACGAAACGUCACAUGACAGAGUGCUGAUCUACUUUAACGAGAUGUUCGAGAAUGAAGAGUGCAUUACAUUCCGGGCAAUGCAAAGGAUUCCCAUUGGUCUGCUUCAGCCAGCUCAAGCUUUAUUUUAUGACUACUAUGAACCAUCCAGGAAGUGUGCUGUUUUGUACUCUGCCCCUCAAAGAAGCAAGAUGAUCGCUCAAUUGUGUGAAGGGAGCGUGUGCCAGUGUGCAGAGAGACCUUGUCAUAAGGAAAGGAAGUUUUCCGAUAAACCGACGAUUGGAAAACGGGAUCGUCAGGAACAUGCAUGCAGAUACCCUCUUGCAGAUUAUGGUUACAAAGUUGAGGUUCUUAAUGUGACAGUGAAGGGUAAUUUUGAGCUCUACUCGACUAAUGUGGUGGAGGUACUCAGAGCAAACAAAGACAUGCAGAUGGAAGAGAGCCAGAUCCGAGUGUUUGCUAAGAGGCUGCACUGCAGAGGAAAGCUGCAGAAGGGAAAGCAGUACCUGAUCAUGGGCAAAGAUGGCCUAACCACUGACACCAAUGGCCGGAUGCAAUACCUGUUGGAAUCAACAAACUGGAUUGAACAGAUACCGAGCCGAUGCGGUGCAACACUUACCCAAGGCUAUUGCGCCAAUUUCCAUAAUUUUGUGUCUGAAUAUAGAUUGAGUGGCUGUACCCAGUAAAGAGUUCUGUAAUACAUCGUUCUUGACAAUCAUACCAACAUACUUCCAGUAAUCUUAAAUACAAUAUUUCAAUGGAAUCAUUGUUUAUGUGUGUGUUCCGUCUUCAUCAAUAAAAUAAUACUUUCACUGCCA